AUGCAGCCAGCGUGGGUCGCGUGCCUAGCUCUCCACGUCAUCGUCUUAUCUCUCCUACCCACCCUCCUCGUGCGUGCGGGCGACGUCCCCGGCGAGGCGGAGUCGUUGCCGGGAUGGAAGGGCGCCACCUACGUCCUACCGCCAGGACUUCGGGGGCGGGAGAGGGACGCGGCGAAUGAGAGCCCUGAGCUGCCGGAAGCCGGUCUCGCGCAGGGAGAUCAGCAACGGAGGCGGCGGACGGAAACUGAAACGCAACCGCAGGCAACUGAGCAGUUGGGUCAAGGUGACUCUGACGGGGGAGGAGACUCCAGCGGGCGCGCCAUUAUUCAGCUAUCGGCGGACGAGCCGCGCGCGUACCUUUUCAAGCGGUUCCUGACGGACGAAGAAUGCGACCACAUCAUCUCUCUCGCCGAGCCCUCGCUCGAAAGAUCGACGGUGAUCGCGGCGGCGAGCAGCGGCAGCGAGGUGAGCGACAUUCGCACGAGUUUCGGGACGUUCAUCGACAAGGGCGCGGACGACGUGAUUGCGCGCGUCGAACGGCGCAUCGAGGCGUGGACGCACCUGCCCGUGUCGCACCAGGAGGCGCUGCAGGUGCUGAGAUACAACGUGGGGCAGAAGUACGUGCCUCACCACGACUACUUCUCUGAUCCACCCGAGACGCUGCAGGGCGGGCAGCGGCUGGCCACCGUGCUCAUGUAUCUCAGCAACGUCACCCUUGGCGGGGAAACCGUCUUCUCCAAUGUCCCCGACCCCACUCCCAAAGACCACUCCUGGUCUGACUGCGCCAAGGGUUACCUGGCAGUCAAGCCCGUUAAAGGGGACGCGUUGUUGUUCUUUAGUAUGCACCCGGAUGGGACGCCGGAUGAGGCGAGUAUGCACUAUGCGUGCCCGGUGGUGGCUGGGGUGAAGUGGUCGGCACCCAAGUGGAUUCACGUGAGGGAGUUUGAUGUGCCUGGGGAGGAGGGGGAUCCCAAUGUGUGUGCGGAUACGAAUGGCAUGUGUGCAGAGUGGGCGGAGGCAGGGGAGUGUGAGAAAAACAGCAAGUAUAUGGUUGGGGGGAAGAGGUUUGUUGGGGCUUGCAGGAAGGCGUGUGGAGUGUGUACAGCUGACAGCACCAAUGGGACUGCUGGUGGUGGUGAGGCUGUGCAAAGAGCUGCCUUGUAG
This is a messenger RNA of Closterium sp. NIES-65, 1164 nucleotides long. Lineage: Eukaryota; Viridiplantae; Streptophyta; Zygnematophyceae; Desmidiales; Closteriaceae. The record is from the annotation of a GenBank genome assembly.